AAUGGAAAUCUUUCCAAUGUCAAAUAUGAGUUAUGGAGUGCAUUUAAAUUUUUUGGAUUACUACGAGUGUGCCAUAUCCUGUAUAAAAACACGACCACCCGCAGUGUCUGUCUGUCCUAUUUUCCAAAACUGCUUGCUUACAAAUGGAGCAAACGUCCAUCCUCUCAUUCUGUCUCUUUCUUCUCUACAUCUCCACAUGUCCCCAAGUACUUCAUUCUGCCGUAUCCUCCGAUCACCGCCACCGCCAUCACCACCAUGAGAGGGUUACUGUAAAGCUUUUCGUUUUCGGGGACUCGUAUGCUGAUACUGGGAAUAGCGUCAAAUUCGUCACCGGUUCAUGGGAACCACCUUAUGGAAUCACUUUUCCAGGAAAGCCGGCAGGCCGCUUCUCCGAUGGUCGGGUGCUCACUGAUUAUAUAGCUUCAUUUUUUGGUACAAGAUCUCCAGUACCAUACAAUUGGAGAAACCGUGUAAAGAAAUCGAAACUAAGGAACGGGAUGAACUUUGCAUAUGGAGGUACUGGUGUCUUUGAGACUCUGGUCAGUGCACCAAACAUGACUACCCAAAUCGAUUUUCUCCAACAACUAGUGGAAAAAAAAUUGUACACCAAAAGGGACUUGUACUCGUCCGUCGCCUUUGUAUCACUGGCUGGAAACGACUAUGCUGCUUAUUUUCUCAAAGGAAACCAGAGUCAGGAUUUGCCAGCGGUGUCCAUAUCGAUUGUUAACCAGCUUGUGGUGAACAUAAAACGUAUAAAUGAUUUGGGGGUGCCAAGAAUAUUGGUUACAUCAAUAGCGCCCAUGGGAUGUUUGCCAGCCGUAACCUCCAUUCUUUCUUCGUAUCAGAAUUGCAGCGAAAGUCUGAACGCAGCUUCAAGAUUCCACAACCAAAUUUUGCACCAGAAGGUUGAAGAGUUAAAAAAUCAUACAACUAGGAGGUCUACCAUUGUAAUCUUGGACCUGUAUAACGGAUUUCUGUCUGCAAUUCAACAACACCACGACCUGCAACAAGCAGGAAAUUCGACAGCAUCUGAGAAUAUGCUGAUGCCAUGCUGUGUUGGUGUGAGCAGCGAAUACUCGUGUGGGAGUGUGGACGGGAGAAGUGGAGCGAAAAUGUACACAGUGUGCAGUAAUCCGGGCAGGUCUUUCUUUUGGGACAAGGUGCACCCUUCGCAAAAUGGCUGGCAUGCUGUUUAUUCUGCAAUCGAGUCUUCUCUUUCUCCAUUGCAUUAAUAUGUAAUUUUAAGGAUGGUGUUCAACGUACGUGUGCCAUGCAUGAG
This is a messenger RNA of Argentina anserina (silverweed cinquefoil), 1279 nucleotides long. RefSeq names its product GDSL esterase/lipase At5g03610-like. Gene Ontology annotation, molecular function: hydrolase activity, acting on ester bonds. The record is from RefSeq and is a predicted model, not a curated record. NCBI's taxonomy places the organism in Eukaryota, Viridiplantae, Streptophyta, Magnoliopsida, Rosales, Rosaceae. The transcript has 4 exons. The coding region runs from base 144 to 1232 and encodes 362 amino acids.